AUGAGAGCUGCGCGAGUUCGACCUACCUCCCCCGAGGGAACACCUUACGGUUUCCCUGGAAAUGUAGCUCCGUCUUCAGCCAUUGAAAUCCACCAGGACGUCCCCAAACCGCAAAUAUCGAAGCCUGGCGAACUAUUAAUCCAGGUGAAAGCCUCUACCGUGUAUAAGGACAAUCUCGAGUGGAACGAGCUGUACCCCCCUAGCCAUGCCACCUUGGGAAAUGACUUUUCCGGCAUAGUCGUGGCCGUGCACGACAGCGAGAAAACCUUCCGCGUCGCUGAUCAUGUGUACGGUAUGACGCAUGCAAAUCGGGGAGGUACAUGGGCAGAGUACACCAUCGUCAUGACGGAAGAAGCAGUCAAGAAGCCGGAUAACCUGUCGUGGGAGGAGGCUGCUGCUAUCCCCGGGAGUGCCAUCACGGCUGAUCAGGCCCUGUUCAGACAUACUGGACUCGAGACCACAGCGCAAAACGGACCAAAGAGGGUCCUGAUCACCGGAGCUGGUGGUGGCAUUGGCACGUUUCUCGUGCAGUUUGCUGUACUGGCUGGACACCACGUCGUGGCAGCAUCUAGCUCGAACGAGCGGAACGAGCCAUUCCUGCACUCCAUUGGCGCUCAUGAAGUGGUGGAAUACAAAGAUUUCGGCACUUUGGACAAGGUCGACGUGAUUAUUGAUUCUGUUGGGUUUCAGAUUCUCGCAGACUGCUGGAGCGUUAUCAAGCCAGACGGUACCCUCUUGUCCUUUGACGCGUGCAGCUGGGGUUAUAUACAAGACCACAAAGAAAAGGGCAUCAGCAAAGGAAAGGAAGGAGUUCGGGCACUGUUCAUGAUUGCCGAGCCGUCGACAGAGAGUAUGGCGCGCAUCACGGAACAUGUUGCCAAGGGACAUAUAAAAGGGCGUGUAUCAAGAGUGGUAUCAUUCAACGACGUACGCGAAGCCUAUGAAUCUGCUCAUUCUAGAGGUGUUGGGCACGGCAAGAUUGUGGUGUUGAUCUAA
This is a messenger RNA of Penicillium atrosanguineum, 996 nucleotides long. RefSeq names its product NADP-dependent oxidoreductase. Lineage: Eukaryota; Fungi; Ascomycota; Eurotiomycetes; Eurotiales; Aspergillaceae. The coding region runs from base 1 to 996 and encodes 331 amino acids. The record is from RefSeq and is a predicted model, not a curated record. The transcript has a single exon. Gene Ontology annotation, molecular function: oxidoreductase activity.